AUGCGUAUCAAGGUCACCACCGGCAAGACGAAACAGCUACCAAUUCCGCCUAGCGUCGGCAACACUGCCGUCGGAAUGACUACCGUCCACAAUCCCUUGAGUGGUGUAUGGUUCACUCUCGGGGGGAAUGCCACUGGCGGCACCGGCACCUUUGGCCAUAUCGGAUCCGAAGGCAAGAUGAAGUUCUUCCAGCUCCAGCAUCCGAUGCUCGGCACCAAUUCCGGUCUACUGCAUAUCGCUGACGCGUGGAGCGCAGUUGGUGAGCCAGCCUUAUGGCUCUUGUCGACGUCGCUGCUUAGCUCCAAUUCGCCCGAUGUCUUGAUCCUCGUGGCUUUUGACGACGACAUCACAUCCAUUGCCGGCGAAGAGUACAUCUCCAUGCUCACUCAACACUCCAAGGUGCACCGCAUCUUGACCAUGGAUCCCACGGUGUUGGUGUCCGAGCUCUCCACAUUUACACUCGCCCUCACGUACAGCAGUACGGGUCCCGGGGAAUGGCUGCCAGCUCAGUCUGUCAGUAACAAGGUUUAUGCCGAGGCCCUUUGA
This is a messenger RNA of Penicillium robsamsonii, 546 nucleotides long. RefSeq lists its product as uncharacterized. Lineage: Eukaryota; Fungi; Ascomycota; Eurotiomycetes; Eurotiales; Aspergillaceae. Bases 1 to 546 code for a protein of 181 amino acids. The record is from RefSeq and is a predicted model, not a curated record. The transcript has a single exon.